Messenger RNA from Linum tenue, 1278 nucleotides. The record is from the annotation of a GenBank genome assembly. Lineage: Eukaryota; Viridiplantae; Streptophyta; Magnoliopsida; Malpighiales; Linaceae.
CAGCCAACGACCGCGGAUUCAUUCAGCAGAAGUAUACCCUCCGAUCUGGAAACUGGCAGACGAUCUCCUCGUAGAGAUUCUGAUCCGCGCCCUCCCGACCCGAACCCUAGGUCCGCCUGCCGGUGCAAGCUCGUCUGCAAGCGGUGGAGCUCUCUCAUCUUCGACCCUGUACUGUUCAAUCGCCGCUUCGUUUCUCACCACCGGAGCAGGAACCAGCAACCUCCCUCCUCUGCUUCUUCACUCGGACGACCCGCAAUCGAUCAUCACGAGCUUUAUACCCAUGACCCGCCGAUCCCUGUCUUUGCAGUGAUGGACUCUUACAAGGACCUGGUCUUGUGCGGAUUCGAGGAUGUGGGUCCCACCAGCGGCGAAUUGUACAGAACCUACUUCGUCUGCAAUCCGUUCACCAAGCAAUGGCUCGCCCUCCCUUUGGCGCCUGAAUUGCCAGCAGGGUGCUCGUAUUUCUUCACAAGGUUAGUCUGUGAACCCCGCAUUGUUAAUGAUCUCGAACUAGGAGAUGACCAAGUCUUUGCUUAUUCGUCCCAGUAUCGAUUCUGCGUUGUGCGUCUCUACCGGCAUGGAUCGUCUUCGAAGCUAGACGUGUUCUGUUCGGAUACCGGAGAAUGGACCAACGAUGUUCUUGUGCUUCCUGAUUAUCACCAAUUCAUAGACAGGAAUGUAGUUUCCUGCAACGGGGAGCUGUUUUGGAGCUAUGCCGUUCCGAGCAAUGAUCCCGGUGCUGUCCACACCAUAAAACCUUUCAUUGCUGCUUUUAAUCCUUUCCGCCCCGAUAUCCCUCCCGCUGCCAUUGAUGUUCCGGAGGUGUUCUGCAGACCCGGGUGGGAUAUCUCGGUCUCUCAAGGCGCCCUGCACGCGAUUGCAUUUGAAGAUCUACUUCGACCUGGUCUUUCACAGAUCGGAUCGAGUGUUUGGAGGCUGGAACGAGACCGGAAGUCUUGGAGGAAACUGUGGGACGGGUUGCUGACGAAGCCGGAAUUGUAUGAGCUACGCCACUAUCUUCGGCCGUGUUUGCAUCCAGAGAAGCCUGAAGUUUUCUUCCUCAAACAUCGUAUUGAUGCUGGUGUGAUUGCUGCCUUGUCCUGCGAUUUGAGGACAGGGGGAGAGGUGGAGCUCUUCGCAGAAGCAAGAGAGUUCUUGAGUUAUUGGAACUUGUUCCUAGCUCAGUUCUCUUGCUGGCCUACUGCGAUUCCAAGGUUCAAGGAAUUGCGAGCUGCGUACGAUGGAAGCUGCAGCUGUUGGGUUCAAGAGCAACAAUGA